AUGAAUUACGCAAAUUUUAAAGAAAUUCUACACAUACACAUUGGACAAGCCGGUGUGCAAGCCGCUAGCGCCUGUUGGGAAUUGUAUUGUCUUGAACACGGGAUAAGACCGGAUGGAGUUCUAGCAUUUCCUGAUAAUGAUAAUAGUUGUGGACAUUUUUUUAGUGAAACCGGUGCUGGAAAAUUCGUGCCUCGAGUUGUGAUGAUUGAUUUAGAGCCUACUCCCAUCGAUGAAAUUAGAACUGGUGUAUAUCGACAGCUCUUCCAUUCUUCUUCUCUAAUAACUGGUAAAGAAGAUGCUGCUAGCAACUUUGCACGCGGCUAUUUUGGCGUAGGUCGUGAAAUGUUGGAUGUGGCCUUGAACCGCAUUCGAUCAGUGACAGAAGAUUGUGAUAAUAUUCAGGGCUUUAUUGUAUUUCGAGCGUUUGGAGGGGGCACAGGUUCUGGUUUCACAGCUUUACUUCUGGAAAGUAUUUCGCGCGAUUUUGGGAAACUGUCCAAAAUAGAGUACGCGAUUUACCCAGCACCGAAAAUAUCUCCAAUUAUUGUCGAAUCUUAUAAUGCCGUUCUUACUUCCCACGCUUGUAUGAACACAGAAGACGUAUGUUUUCUUUUUGAUAAUGAGGCGUUGUAUGAUAUUCUAGCCAGAUCGUUAGAAGUACCGAGACCGACUUACACAAAUUUGAACAGACUUAUUGCCCAGGUUGUUUCCUGCAUGACUGCUUCGAUAAGAUUCAAAGGUUCUCUGAACGUAGAUCUCGUAGAAUUUAAAACAAACUUAAUUCCAUUUCCACGGAUACAUUUUCCAUUAGUAACAUUUGCGCCAUUUGUUUCACCUUCACGAGCAUGCCAUGAGACGAUGACAACAAAUCAACUAAUGAUGUCUUGUUUCGAACCGGCUAAUCAAAUGGUUAAGUGCGACCCGCGAAAAGGACAAUACAUAUCGUGCUGUUUGUUAUUUAGAGGAGAUGUAAAUCCAAAUGAUAUAAAUGCAACAAUUAACCACGUAAAGAACUCAAGAUCUAUCAAAUUCGUUUCUUGGUCACCUACCGGUUUUAAGAUUGGCUUAAAUUAUCAGCCACCUACAACCGUCCCGGGAGGAGAUCUGGCCGCAAUGCAAAGAGCUGCAGUAAUGGUUUCAAAUAGUUCCGCAAUACGUGUUGCUUGGGAAAGAAUUUGCAAAAAAUUUUCUGUGAUGUUUGCCAAACGUGCUUUUGUACACCAUUAUAUUGGCGAAGGCCUUGAAGAGGGUGAAUUCUCAAAUGCGCUGCAAAAUAUUAAAGCUUUGUCCAAUGACUAUAAAGAGAUAGAACUUUAGUAAUUAAUCGUAAAAUCACAAUUUCAAGUAGGUAAUUUCGAAUUCAAAUUUGA
This is a messenger RNA of Bombyx mandarina (wild silkworm), 1370 nucleotides long. Its product is annotated as tubulin alpha chain. Gene Ontology annotation, biological process: microtubule-based process. Gene Ontology annotation, cellular component: microtubule. Gene Ontology annotation, molecular function: GTP binding; structural constituent of cytoskeleton. Lineage: Eukaryota; Metazoa; Arthropoda; Insecta; Lepidoptera; Bombycidae. The record is from RefSeq and is a predicted model, not a curated record.